Lindgomyces ingoldianus is the source of this 210-nucleotide messenger RNA. RefSeq lists its product as uncharacterized. The annotation marks the transcript as partial. The transcript has a single exon. The record is from RefSeq and is a predicted model, not a curated record. Gene Ontology annotation, molecular function: protein binding. NCBI's taxonomy places the organism in Eukaryota, Fungi, Ascomycota, Dothideomycetes, Pleosporales, Lindgomycetaceae.
AGAAAAUACAACGAAGCUACUAACCCGCUGAUAGAAGUAAUGAAAAGAAGCGAGAAGGAAGUGGGAAAAGAUCAUCCUAACACGCUGGCCAGCGUGAGCAACCUGGCUGGAGUUGGCGCUGUAAUAUCGGGGGAAGUACAAAGCUGCAAAAUAAACGAACCAGCGAGCGCUAGAGGGGAGACAGAAGGGGCGGGGGAAAGAACACCCUGA